UGUUUAGACAACUAAAAAGAUGUACACUCAGAGUUGGUUUUCCUGGAAUCUGUAAACCUGGAUUCCCGUUCUGUAGCAUAAGAGAAAUUUCAAAAACCACCAAUGUUCUGGUCACUUGAAAAAAGUUUGAAGAUGAUGCAAUGAAUAUUACAACACAAUUAAUCUUUCCUGGGAUCAUUAUAAGGAAAAGUCGCAGAUACCAAAACAGACGAUAGAACGACGCCUUUUGCUAAGAGUAAUUGCAACUGUUAGCGAAAGUUAAAAUGGAAAUGAGAAGACUAAACAUUAGAAAAUUAUCUCGAUUAGUAAUUGGGUUGAUAUGUGGAAUUUUUCUCCUUCAAGUGAUUCCAUUUAAGGAUUUUACAAUCAAUACUAACUUGAUAAUUGAUGUUCCUGCUUUAGAAAAAGUAGUAUUUGAAAUGCAAUCCAAUGUAAGUUCGAAUGGCACACCAUUGAAUAAGUUCGAUGAGACAUAUAUCUACAAAAUAAAUCCUGCCGACUCAAUGUGUAAUAAUUCAAAUUGUGAUUUCUUGCAAAUGAUCUUAAUUGUAAAAUCAUAUGUGUUAAACUUUGGACAACGUGAAGCUAUACGAAGGACAUGGGGAGGCACGACGAAACUUCGAUCCAAAAUUCUAUUUAUCGUCGGAUACCUUGACGGCAUUGACACUUUAGUCGAACAUGAGUCAACACAUAACAGGGAUAUUAUUCAGCUUAAUAUGCCAGAUCAGUAUGAAUAUGAAGUUUAUAAAAUGAUUUAUUCUAUCUUAUGGUUAUUUCGAGUCAAUUUAAAGGCUGAGUUCGUCUUUUUUGUAAAUGAUGACCGCUUAGUAAAUCCAAAAAACAUAUACAGUGUUGCAACUAAUAAUAUUUAUUCAACAGAUUCACUUAUGUUAGGAUAUAGAUUGUCCUUUUCGAAAGCAUGUAGAGAUAACAGUUCUAAACGAUACAUUUCAACUGAAGACUAUCCUUUUGUUUUUUUUCCACCAUACAUAAUUGGAGGAACUAUAUUGACAAAUAUCAAAACUAUUAAGAUUUUAGCCAUUGCCGCAGCGUUUAUAAAGGUUAUUCCAUUAGAAGAUGCAUAUAUCGGGAUAGUAGCAAAAGCGGCCAAUAUCAAAUUGAAACAUCAUAGUGGGUUUUUACCAUUUAAAGAAUCGCUUUAUGUUCUAAGGAAGGCAGUUUCAUCUCCUGGAUAUGAAGCAACAUACAUGUUACUACAAGACUGGAGUUUGAUUAACAUUGCAUAAAGGCAAUGAAUAAGAUAGCAAGUAAAUAAGAUGAUACGAAAUAAUUUAGUGCUAACCUGAAUGAUACACUACAAUUAUUUGUUCAUACAAUAUCUUUUAAAGAGGCAUUAGUUACCAGAUAUAAAAAAUCAAUAAUGAAAGUGAAAAAGUGAAAUGAUAAUUCGGGUUUAGCAACCAGUUUGGUUCAAUUUUGUCAAAUUAAGAGACAUCGCUGAUGAAUUAUUCACUUGCAAGUGAAUAAUUUGACCUCAUUGAAUCCGUAUUGAUGUGACCUUCAAUUUAACCUCUUAGCUGGAGAUGGGUUACGCAUGUUGGCUAUUAAAAGGAAAAGAAUGUCAAAAUUGAAAGUGAAACAAGGAUGAACCAUUUGGUUAAUUGAUAAGAUCUACAUAAAAAUCAUUCUGAUACAGGUAACAACGAUGAUAAGCAUACUUUGAAACCUACAAUUUAAAACCAAACAGACCUAGAAAAUCUCGUUGCAAGUGGUCGCUUUCUAUUUCUAUUUCUAUUUAUGUUUAUAUCGGGUUAUAAGACCGUCAACAGUCUUCGGAAGUCAUCUCGGUGGUUAAUUAGAUGACGUCUAGACAAAAACACACACGAAAUGCUGAUACAUAUUAUCGUGCAUUGUUAAUUGUUUGUUUUAGACUUUUUGUAAUUUGGAUAUACGUUUUAGUAUGUUUUAAAUCUAAUAUGAGAAUUUGAGUCAAAUCGGUAAACAUGAAUUUGACAGCUAAUGCCCCUUUUCAGAGUAAAGUCUGUUUCUUAUA
Molecule: messenger RNA, 2014 nt
Organism: Mytilus californianus (California mussel)
Lineage: Eukaryota; Metazoa; Mollusca; Bivalvia; Mytilida; Mytilidae
Product: beta-1,3-galactosyltransferase brn-like
Exons: 3
Coding region: 264-1247 (327 amino acids)
Cellular component (GO): membrane
Molecular function (GO): hexosyltransferase activity
Source: RefSeq, a predicted model, not a curated record